Messenger RNA from Orycteropus afer afer, 1461 nucleotides. Lineage: Eukaryota; Metazoa; Chordata; Mammalia; Tubulidentata; Orycteropodidae. The record is from RefSeq and is a predicted model, not a curated record.
AUGCCUCAUCAGAAGCUUUCAGCUCUUAUAGAUGCCAUCUGCAAUUUUGUUAUCUGCAAUGACUCUUCCCUUCGAGGUCAGCCUGUUAUCUUCAACCCUGACUUCUUUGUGGAGAAGCUCCGACAUGAGAAACCUGAGGUGUUCACAGAGUUGGUGGUCAGCAAUAUUACAAGGCUUAUUGAUUUACCUGGAACUGAGUUGGCUCAGCUGAUGGGGGAAGUGGAUCUUAAAUUGCCAGGUGGGGCUGGCCCAGCAUCAGGCUUCUUCCGGUCUCUAAUGUCUCUCAAACGAAAAGAAAAAGGAGUGGUAUUUGGAUCCCCGUUGACAGAGGAGGGCAUUGCACAGAUAUACCAACUGAUUGAAUAUCUACACAAAAACUUACGAGUAGAAGGUUUGUUUCGAGUGCCAGGGAAUAGUGUUCGGCAACAGACAUUAAGGGAUGCUCUCAAUAAUGGAACUGAUAUUGACUUGGAAUCAGGGGCAUUUCACUCAAAUGACGUUGCUACCUUGCUGAAGAUGUUUUUAGGAGAGUUACCAGAGCCCCUGCUGACGCAUAAACACUUCCAUGCACACCUCAAAAUUGCUGAUUUGAUGCAGUUUGAUGAUAAAGGCAACAGGACCAAUAUACCAGAUAAAGAGAGGCAAAUUGAGGCUCUGCAGUUGCUCUUCCUUAUUCUCCCUCCGCCCAAUCGUAACUUGCUGAAGUUACUGCUUGAUCUCCUAUAUCAGACAGCAAAGAAACAAGACAAGAAUAAAAUGUCUGCCUAUAACCUUGCUCUAAUGUUUGCACCCCAUGUUCUGUGGCCAAAAAAUGCUCCUGCUUAUAUUCGUGAAUGUGCCAGGUUGCACUACUUGGGCUCCAGAACUCAAACAUCAAAGGAUGACCUUGAUUUGGUAACUUCAUGUCAUACUAAGUCCUUCCAGUUGGCAAAGUCUCAGAAACGGAACCGGGUAGAUUCCUGCUCUCAUCAGGAGGAGACCCAACAGCGUACAGAAGAGGCACUGAAAGAGCUGUUCCAACAUGUCCACAACAUGCCAGAGUCAGCAAAGAAGAAGCAGCUCAUUAGACAGUUUAAUAAGCAGUCUGUGACCCAGACGCCAGGGCAAGAACCUUCUACUCCCCGGGUGCAGAAGAGGACCCGCUCCCGCUCCUUUAGUGGACUUAUUAAGCGGAAGGUCCUGGGGAAUCAGAUGAUGUCAGAAAAGAAAAACAAGUACCCUACUCCAGAGUGUGUGGCCAUUGGUGAAUUGGAUAGAGCCAGCAAAGAAAAUGUGAACUCAUUAUUUUCUGGCUCUCCAGCUGUCAAGACACCAACACGCUUGAAAUGGUCUGAGGGGAAGAAAGAGGGGAAAAAAGUGAAGAUGCAGCGGCUGCUGUGCUCCUCUGCGAAGAAGCCGCGUCGUUGCUCUCCUGUGAAGAAGCCAGUGGUUCCCUGGAAAGACCGUAGGAUUUAUAGUUAG